AUGUCGUACAAGGACAAACCCCCGUCGAAGCCGAAACGCGAGAGCCGCCGGCCGUUUGGCAGGCCCAAAGAGGCGCCAGGCCCCGUGCAGACGUUCGAAGACUCAUUUCAAAUCCCUCCCGCAGCCAGACCACAUCCUGGCGGAUCGCAUCAGGGCGUUUUCCAGCUGUCUCAAGACGGCCAGUUCACGUCUUUGCCCGCCGCCACGCGGCCGCGACGGUCGCCUGGGCGCGGGCAAGGCGCGGGCGCAGACCGAGGUGAGGGCGCUGGAUCGUCGCGACACGUGACACGCACGCGUCAGGCAGACGAUGUCCCGACAGAGGCUGGACCUUCGAAGCGACGCCGUCCAUCGAUUGCAGCACCGGCGGGCAGCGGGGGCCCGGGACACCGUCAAACUCGAAGCACUCCCGAAGUGCCCGUCAUUGCUCAUCCCGGAGAAAGCCACUUCCACCGAAGCAACUCGAGCAGCGUGCUUCCGCGCAUGUAUGCAGAUGACAGUGGAUCGCUCGCGGGGCCCCGAUCCUGGCCGCGGACUGUCGGACACUUCCCCACCGCCGGCCCCCAGUCGAGUCAGGUCCGGACCAACGCGCUCUCGCCCAUGUCUCCGAUACCGUCAGUUGCCUUUUCUGGAGGAGAUCGCCUCACGCCAGAUACUCCGGGUUCUGGCGUGCAGUACUCCCCUCAAGGCCUGUCUUCGUCGAACUGGGCUGACACACCGUCCACGGCAUCCUUGCCGUUGACACCUUCUCGGCAGCAUGACCCAAGGACGGGGCCAUACUGGCUCCCAGAUCCAUCGCCAGCUUAUGGUGAAUACUGGCAAUAUCCGUCGUCGGCUCCUCACAGCCCUAGUUCACUGCGCGCGCCGAGCCAUCCGCCCAGCUCGGCGACGCCUUCGCCGUUUAUUGGGAUGGUUGGGGAGUUCGACUUCGAUAGCUCUCCGACAUAUGGGCCCUCCGGUGAGCACUCCGCAAGUCUACUUGGCUCCCGCGCUGUGUCUGAUCCUCAGCGCCUUCAAGACCCGUCUGACCUUCCGCCCCUCCCCCCGGAUCAGUUCCCACUCGACAUGAUGUUUUCUGGGAACCCGCAACCAACGGCAAUGACCGCGAUAAGGCACCCCCAAGGAUCCCACUACGGACAGCAUACCUCUUACGCGAGCAUGUCCGGUACGCCCCGUCCCCCGCAUCCGCUCAUGAACCGGCAUGGCUUACCGGCAGCCGCUGCAGCGCCGGACUUGUCGCAAUCGCAGCACCUGUUCUUCCCAGAGGGCAUCUUCGGCGAGACCACCGAACCCGUACUCGCGUACUCCGACGCGCAGCAAGAGGCCUACGCUCCCCCGGCAUCAGGCUACAUGCACGCGUCGCACUCUGCUCCGGGUCCCUCUGGCUCUGGCUACUAUCCCGCUCCGGUUGCUCAUGCGUAUCCGUCUCAAGCUGGGUUGUCGUACUUCCUUCCCGCUGGUCACCCGUACUCGUCUGAGGGGGGGCCUCUCUACGUCUCUCAAGCCGAGCCUGCUUACCCCUCUCCAGAGAGGGCUCUCUACUCGUCUCAUCUCAGGCCGCCCCACUCGUCCCAAGCUGGCCGUUACCCCCGACACUGA
This is a messenger RNA of Dichomitus squalens LYAD-421 SS1, 1596 nucleotides long. RefSeq lists its product as uncharacterized. The record is from RefSeq and is a predicted model, not a curated record. The coding region runs from base 1 to 1596 and encodes 531 amino acids. The transcript has 3 exons. Lineage: Eukaryota; Fungi; Basidiomycota; Agaricomycetes; Polyporales; Polyporaceae.